This is a messenger RNA of Xenia sp. Carnegie-2017, 1817 nucleotides long. RefSeq lists its product as uncharacterized. The transcript has 10 exons. Lineage: Eukaryota; Metazoa; Cnidaria; Anthozoa; Malacalcyonacea; Xeniidae. The coding region runs from base 316 to 1611 and encodes 431 amino acids. Gene Ontology annotation, molecular function: calcium ion binding. The record is from RefSeq and is a predicted model, not a curated record.
UGUAUUCAAAAUGGCGGCAGUCAAUCGAAGAGGAAGACUUGUAGCGUGUUAUUUUCUUUUGCGUGUGCUGAGAAGAAGGCGAGAGCGAAAGCAAAAAAGAAAACAUCGUUUUUGAGUUCGUCCCAUGUUUCAAAGAAGAGAACGUCUUGGAAUUUUUCAUACUCUUGUUCAAGAAUUGUCACAAAGGAAACUGGAACUCAACAAAUCUUUAAGUGUGAUGUAACCUUGACUGGCGACAGCACUGUGAAAUUUUUUCAUAACAAUAAGAAAAUAAUUGCAAGCGACAGAAUCAAAGUCAACGGAACAUUUCUCAUCAUGUCUGAUUUAAAAGUGUUGGAUGGUGGGCAAUAUUCAUGUAUUUUUGAUAGUAAAAAAACAAUUUUCUUGGGUUAUCUUAUUGUCCAACCAGCAAGAAAAUAUAAAUUUACGAUUUAUCCAGAAGAUGUGACCAGUAGAGUUACUGAAGGCUCAAACUUUGAAUUUCGUUGUGAGUAUGGAAAAGGAUCAACAAAAAUUAAAUGGUCCAGACGACGAAGACUAAAUGGUACAGAAGUUGAGGAUUAUGUUCCUGAAAAUCUUAUUACUGUUAGAACAACUCCUCAAAAAAGUGUUGAAGUGUAUCGCAUUCCAAGAGUGUCUAUAAACGAUGCAGGUGUUUACAGAUGUAAAGUUGAUGGAAAAAAUAACAGGAAAAUUUUAUCCGCAACACGCAUUCUAGAAGUCAUAGAAAGAAGAGCGGCUAAAUUUAAAUCUGUGAAAAAAUCUUUUAAUUUUAAUGAAACUAAGAAAGCUGAGAUAACGCUUUUUGUUGAGGAAUUUCCAUUUCCAAAUAUCACUUGUUAUAAGGAUGGCAAAGAAAUUAUAUUUUGUAUUGGAAAAAAAAUGAAAAAUAUUCCAAAAAUCGAUUCAUUGGCCUGCGAACAGGAUCAGUAUGGAUUAAACGGUGUCCCUCAGUUGAUUAUCCAAUCAAUCUCUUUUGUGAGAGAUGAUGGAAACUACAAAUGUGUUGCCACUACCAACAAUCCUCCUGGGAGGGACGUUGUUUCAUUUUACGUCAAUGUUGGAGGUACAAACGAAUGUCUCCUAAAUAACGGAGGAUGUAAUCAACUUUGCAAUAAUACGAAAGAAGGUUUCAGUUGUUCUUGCCAUCCUGGAUAUCAAUUGGAUCCAACCAACUCGAGUCGUUGCAUUGAUAUAAAUGAAUGUUUAGUGGAAAAUGGUGGCUGCUCUCAACUAUGUAACAACACUAUGGGAGGAUACGAAUGUCAUUGUAGAGUGAUGUAUGAACUUGAUUUGGACGGAAAGACAUGCAAACAUUUUCGGUUUCCCAGUACAAUCAAAAUUAUUGAGGAGCUGCUUGCAGAAGUUAAAGCCUUACAAAGAUGGUUUUCUCAAUUAACAUUGAAAAACGACGAAUGUUUGUAUAAAGGAAAAACUUAUAAGAACAGAGACAAUUGGGACGACGGUGAAUGUCGUCGUUGCUAUUGUCAGAAUGGUCAAGUGCUAUGUUUUCAAGAAAAAGCUUGUUUUCAAGAAUGUAAAGUAAAAAAUGAAUCCACCACUGAUCUCCAAAAAAUACGAAUGGCUGCAAAACGAAGAAACGCAAUAUGAGAUCAAGUAAAAGUAAUCUUUUUUGUAUAAUUAGACCAUUUAGAAGCUACACACAAGUCCAUUGUAGAGACAAAAUUUGCUAAUCAUUAGCUAAUUUUAGUAGUAUACAGUGAGAAUCUAUUUAAUAAUUGUGAACAUAAUAAUAGAAAAUGAUUUACAAUACAGAAAAACAUUUAAUAAAUAUACACGUCUUUUUUAGCAAGAAA